CUCGCUCCCUCAUUCCCUCCCGCCCUCCCGCUGCCGCUCCGGCUCCGCUCCUCGACUUCCUGCCCAGCGCUGGGAAGCUGCGCGCUGGCUGGGGUCCCCAGGGGCCGGGUCUGGGCGGGCGGAGGGGCUGGCGGUGGGCGGGAGCGGCGGGCGGCCUCAGCCCCUUCCGAGAGCUACUUUCAAACUCGCGCCCGCGUCGCUGCGGCACCUGGGUAGCCCCGCACCCAGUGCGUGUCCGGAGCCCGCGGAGCGGCGACCGCUCGAAUCUCCCUGGGGUGCCCUCCCCAGGCAGCAAUGCCAGGAUGCCCGUGUCCACCUCUCUCCACCAGGAUGGCAGCCAGGAGCGGCCGGUGAGCCUGACCUCUACUACCUCCUCUUCGGGCUCCUCCCGUGACAGUCGCAGUGCCAUGGAGGAGCCCAGUGGCUCCGAGGCUCCUGCCGAGAAUGGAGCAGGCUCCCCGAGAGGCCGGCAUCUCCCCAACAGCAACAACAACUCCAGCAGCUGGCUGAACGUGAAGGGGCCCCUCUCCCCAUUCAACAGCCGAGCUGCGGCUGGGUCUGCACACCACAAGCUCAGCUACCUGGGCCGAGUGGUGCGGGAGAUCGUGGAGACGGAGCGCAUGUAUGUGCAGGAUCUGCGGAGCAUCGUGGAGGACUACCUCUUGAAGAUCAUCGACACACCUGGGCUGCUGAAGCCAGAACAGGUCAGCGCCCUCUUCGGGAACAUAGAGAACAUCUACGAACUCAACAGCCAGCUCCUCAGAGACCUGGACAGCUGCAAUAGUGACCCCGUGGCUGUGGCCAGCUGCUUUGUAGAAAGGAGCCAAGAGUUUGAUAUCUACACCCAGUAUUGCAACAACUACCCCAACUCCGUGGCCGCCCUGACGGAAUGCAUGCGGGACAAGCAGCAGGCCAAGUUCUUUCGGGACCGGCAGGAACUGCUGCAGCACUCGCUGCCCCUGGGCUCCUACCUGCUGAAGCCGGUCCAGCGCAUCCUCAAGUACCACCUGCUGCUCCAGGAAAUUGCCAAGCAUUUUGAUGAAGAGGGGGAUGGCUUUGACGUGGUGGAGGAUGCCAUUGACACCAUGACCUGUGUGGCCUGGUACAUCAACGACAUGAAGAGGAGGCAUGAGCACGCAGUCCGGCUCCAGGAGAUUCAGUCACUCCUCAUUAACUGGAAGGGACCCGACCUGACCACCUACGGGGAGCUCGUCCUGGAGGGCACGUUCCGCGUGCAUCGUGUGCGCAAUGAAAGGACCUUCUUCCUCUUUGACAAAAUGCUGCUUAUCACCAAGAAGCGUGGCGAUCACUUUGUCUACAAGGGCAACAUCCCGUGUUCUUCCCUGAUGCUGAUCGAAAGCACCAGGGACUCCCUGUGCUUCACCGUCACCCACUACAAGCACAGUAAGCAGCAGUACAGCAUCCAGGCCAAGACAGUGGAAGAGAAACGGAACUGGACUCACCACAUCAAGAGGCUCAUCCUAGAGAACCACCAUGCCACCAUUCCACAGAAGGCCAAGGAAGCCAUCCUGGAAAUGGAUUCCUACUAUCCCAAUCGGUACCGCUACAGCCCAGAGCGGCUGAAGAAGGCAUGGUCCUCCCAGGACGAGGUGUCCACCCAUGUGCGCCAGGGCCGCCGGCAAUCUGAACCGACAAAACACCUGCUCAGGCAACUCAACGAGAAAGCCCGAGCAGCAGGAAUGAAGCAUGCAGGCAGUGCUGGCACCCUCCUGGACUUUGGGCAGCCCUCCGGUAGUCAGGGCCUGCAGCCGGAGGCUGAAGGGGCUGCUCAGGAGGAGGAAGAGGAGGAGGUGGUGGAAGAGGAGGAGGAGGAGGAGGAGGAGGAAGAGCAGGCCUUUCAGGUCUCUCUGGAGGAUCUGGCAGGGCAUGAAGGCAACGAGAAGGGGUCUGGGCCGGAACCCCCAGGCUCAGAGGAGGAGGAGGAGCAGGAGGAGAGCCUGGCGGUGGCGGAGCAGGUAGCCGACUUUGCCAGCUCCUUGCUGGCCGCCCUCCACUGCUGGCACUAUCGGGCCAACGCUUUACUUUUCUCCCGGGGCGCUAUGGGAAAGGGGCGCAGGGAGUCUGAAGGCUCCAGGAGCAGCAGAAGGCCCAGUGGCCAGUCUCCAACCAGUGCUGAGAAGUGCAUGAGCUUUGAGUCCGCUUCUUCCCUGCCAGAGGUUGAGCCGGACUCCGAGGCUGGGAGCGAGCAGGAGGUAUUUGCUGCUGUGGAAGGGCCCAGUGCCGAGGAGAUGCCUUCAGACACAGAAUCUCCAGAAGUCCUGGAGACACAGCUUGACUCCCACCAGGGGCUUCUGGGGAUGGACACCCCGGGUGACAUGGUGGACUUCAUGGCAGCUGAGAGCACUGAGGACCUUAAGGCCCUGAGCAGUGAGGAGGAGGAAGAAAUGGGGGGUGCCGCCCAGGAGCCUGAGAGCCUCCUGCCACCCUCUGUGCUGGACCAGGCCAGCGUCAUUGCAGAGCGGUUUGUCAGCAGCUUCUCCCGGCGGAGCAGCGUGGCGCUGGAGGACAGCAAGUCCAGUGGCUUUGGGAGCCCGCGGCUGGUCAGCCGGAGCAGCAGCGUGCUCAGUCUGGAGGGAAGUGAGAAGGGCCUGGCCCGGCAUGGCAGCACCACAGACUCCCUCAGCUGUCAGCUCUCCCCGGAAGUGGACAUCGGUGUGGGGGUGGCCACAGAGGACAGCCCUUCUGUCAAUGGGGUGGAGUCCCCAAGCCCAGGCUGCCCAGUGGAGCCCGACCGGUCUUCCUGCAAGAAGGAAUCGGCGCUCUCCACCCGAGACCGGCUGUUGUUGGACAGGAUUAAGAGCUAUUACGAAAACGCGGAGCACCACGAUGCGGGCUUCAGCGUCCGUCGCCGGGAGAGCCUCUCCUACAUCCCCAAAGGACUGGUGAGAAACUCAGUCUCCAGGUUCAACAGCCUGCCCCGGCCAGACCCAGAGCCGGUAGCUCCAGUGGGGCGCAAGAGACAGGUGGGCUCCCGGCCGACUUCGUGGGCCCUGUUUGAGCUCCCAGCACCAAGCCAGGCGGGCACAGGGGACCCACCUCCCAUCACAGAUGCUGAGUUCCGUCCCUCUUCAGAAAUUGUUAAGAUCUGGGAGGGAAUGGAGGCAUCUGGGGGGAGCUCUGGGAAGGGACCAGGCCAGGGCCAGGCCAAUGGCUUUGACCUGCACGAGCCGCUCUUUAUCCUGGAGGAGCACGAGCUGGGAGCCAUCACGGAGGAGUCGGCCACAGCCUCCCCGGAAAGCGCCUCUCCCACUGAGGGGCGCAGCCCGGCCCACCUGGCCCGUGAGCUGAAAGAGCUGGUGAAGGAGCUGAGCAGCAGUGCCCAGGGACAGCUGGUGGCCCCACUGCACCCCCGCAUCAUGCAGCUCUCCCACAUGAUGGACAGCCACACGAGUGAGUGCGUCAAGAACAAGGUCUAUCAGCUGGCCCGCCAGUACAGCCUCCGGAUCAAGAGCAACAAGCCAGUGAUGGCCAGGCCACCACUGCUGUGGGAAAAGGCGGCCCCUGAGAGGGACGGGAAGAGCCCCACUGUGCCCUGUCUGCAGGAGGAGGCUGGAGAGUCACUGGGCGGCAAAGGUAAGAGGAAGCCAGCGCUGUCUCUCCACGACUGUGACCAGCAGAUGGCCCGGGAGUACAGCCCUCCCAGGCCCUCCUCGGCUGGGGACACGUCGCCACGGCGUUUCUCCUUCAGCCCGUCCGCCGUUCGUCAGAGGACCACCUCGCCUGGGGGCCGGCCCUCCGCCCGGAGCCCCCUCAGCCCCUUCGACACGGAGACCUUCAUCUGGCCCGACGUCCGCGAGCUCUGCUCCAAGUAUGCCUCGCACGAUGAGGCACGCCGAGCAGGGGGUGGCCGGCCCCGAGGCCCACCCGUCAACAGGAGCCGCUCAGCGCCAGAGAACAUGGUGGAGCCACCUCUGUCGGGCAGGGUGGGCCGCUGCUGCAGCCUGAACACCAAGAGGGGCCGGGGAGGCGGAGAGGCCACCCAGUCCCCUGGGCCUCUGUCUCAGAGCAAGCCGGACGGAGACGAGGCCCUGUAUGUCACUGCAGACCUCACCCUGGAGGACAACCAGCGGGUGAUUGUCAUGGAGAAGGCACCCCUUCCUGGCCCCACUGCGGGGCUGGAGGAGAGCAGUGGCCAGGGACCAAGCUCGCUAGUGGCCCUGGUAGGGCAGGGCCAGGACUUCCAAGAGUCGGCAGAGUGUCAGCUGAAAGAAGAGGGUCCCAGGGACCCAGCAGACCCAAGCCAGCAGGGCAGAGUGAGAAACCUGAGAGAGAAAUUCCAGGCCUUGAACUCUGUAGGUUGAUGCUGACUCUAGGAGGAGGGAGGAGUCACGUUGGCGAACCUGCGCAUCCUUCCCUGGGCUCAUGGAGCCCCUGCCCAAGACCCCUGGGCGGGUGGAAAGGCUGUCUCCCGCGCCCUCUGGAAAGGAUGCUCCCGUGUGCAGGGGCUCUCCUGCCUGUGCCACAUGCUGGUGCUCCCCUGGGGCUCGGGGCAACCUUCCAUAGGCCCAGAUGAGCCACUCACCUGUGAGGCCGGUGUGGCCGCUUCCCUUGUAAAUAGUUCUUCUCUAGUAAGAAGCCAAAUAUUUAAGCUCACCUCUUCCCAGAGAGAGCAAGCUGUGCUCAGGCCUCUGGCAUUGACUGGCCAUGGCCACGGCCAGACAGAGGAGCCCACCCCCGGGGAGACUCAGGCAGUGGCCUGGAGAGGCUUUGCUCUGUAACUGUACCUUUUCUUAGGGCCCAGGCAGGAAUGAAGCCGAUAAUUUAUUGCUUUCCAUUCCGUGGUAUGAUGUGCGUGUACGUGAGCGUGUGGCCCCUGUUUAUUCCCCUCCUGCCAAGAAUGAAAUGGAUUCAGUUCAGGUACUUUUGAGGGUUGUUGCACGGACCCUGUGGUUGUCGCUGAUGUGCACACAUUUCAUUAUUUACCAAUGGUGCAAUAACCACUGCUGACCAACCCA
This is a messenger RNA of Saimiri boliviensis boliviensis (Bolivian squirrel monkey), 4976 nucleotides long. NCBI's taxonomy places the organism in Eukaryota, Metazoa, Chordata, Mammalia, Primates, Cebidae. The record is from RefSeq and is a predicted model, not a curated record.